CUUAAUGGUAAAACCACUGUAUUAUUUCAAAUAUCCCAUAAACUCUUAUCUUUGGAGGGAAAUCCCUCCCUCAGGCUCUUGGCAGGGCACUUUCUCCCAGAAAGAAAGGGCAUUGGAGGGUCGACCUCAGCGGGGAAAGCAUUUCCACACAGCUAUCCGUUUGUCCCGCUCGCGCUCGCUAUUGACACGAACGUGAUAUACAGCGCAGAUAUGCGGUGCACACAUGUCCGACAUAUCGCGCACCGCACAUGUGAAAUGCGUCGGGAAAAGGCCAGAGAGAGUUGUGAAAUUCCGUGACAUGGCACUCCGGCACUCCGGCACUCUGGUGCUGCCCAUGCCCGUGCCCCAGCAGCAGUGCCAUUACCAGUGCCACGACCAGUGCCAGUUGCGUAGAGCACCCGCUGCCCACUGCCCACUGCCCACCGCCCACCGCCCAGAACUAGAGGCGAGGCGAGCCGAUAGACGAUGUCCGGCAGCGACCAGAUGAUUGCCGUGCUUGUGUGCUCUGUAUAUGGGUAGUCCGCAGCCCGCCGCUCGAGCACAUUCACCAAUUGCCGGCGAUGGCAGACGGACGCACAGUGGCGAACGGCGGCGGAGGAGGCGACGCAGGAGGAGCACCAUCGACGGCCACAUCCAGCAGGUACGCGAUCCUCGACUGCGACGGCGGCAGCGACGACGCCUGGGCCCUGCUCCUGCUGCUCCACGCGGCCGAGAGCCAUGGCAUCCAGCUCCUGGCCAUCACCACCAUGGGCUGCGGCAACACCAGUCGGGAGAACGCGGCCCGCAACAUGCGACGCAUUCUGGAUGCCUGCAAGCGCACAGACGUGCCCAUCUACCUGGGCGCCGUGGACCCCCUGAUUCCCACCGAGGAGGACGAGAAGAAGUAUUUCCAUGGUCGCGACGGCUUCGGCGACUGUCUGACGGACGACUGCGGUCCGCUGGAGGACAUCGUGCGGCCGGAGCACGCGGUGACCGCCAUCCACGACCUGUGCCGCGCCAGACCCAAACAGAUCACCGUCUUCGCCGUGGGCCCCCUGACCAACCUGGCCCUGGGCUAUACCAUGUACGGCGCGGAGUUCGGGGAGAACUUCCGGGACCUGUUCAUCAUGGGCGGCAACUACCAGGGCGUGGGCAACUCCUCGCGCGCGGCGGAGUUCAACUUCCACUCGGACCCGGAGGCGGCCCACACGGUGCUGCUGAAGACCCGCUGUCACAUCACCAUCCUCCCCUGGGAGCCCUGUCGCCCGGAUAGAUUCAACAUACCCAUUAACUGGCGCCUCAAGGAGUUCGCCGCCCGGGCCAAGGAGGCCGGGCACCCGGCGAUCACCCUGCUGAACCAGGUGGAGGCCGCCCAGUGGCUGCCGAUGAUCGAGCAGUAUGGGAUCGACAUGUGGAACCCCUGCGACGCCAUCGUGGUGGCCGCCUGGCUCUUCGGCGACCGCCUGAUCCGGCGGCACAGCACCUGGCACGCGACCGUGGACCUGCGGGGCACCCACACCCGGGGCCAGAUGGUGCUCGACCACCUGCGGGAGCGCGAGAAGUACCCGGAGAACGUGCGCCUCAUCGAGCUGGUGGACGUGGAGUUCUUCAGGCGCAUCUGCGAGUGGGUCGCCGGCCUGGACGAGGGCGCCCUGCUCCGCGACACUCAAUAAACCCGUAUCUGUAGUGAA
Messenger RNA from Drosophila biarmipes, 1670 nucleotides. RefSeq names its product non-specific ribonucleoside hydrolase RihC. The record is from RefSeq and is a predicted model, not a curated record. The coding region runs from base 561 to 1652 and encodes 363 amino acids. Gene Ontology annotation, molecular function: hydrolase activity, hydrolyzing N-glycosyl compounds. Lineage: Eukaryota; Metazoa; Arthropoda; Insecta; Diptera; Drosophilidae. The transcript has 3 exons.